AAAGGGGGGGGGAGCAGCGUUUAAAUCCCUUCCCCCCGCUCCUCUCCUCCUCCAUUCCUCCCUUCAUUCGACCUCCCCUCCGGAGCCGCCGUACACACCAGGAUCUUGUUGUGUUGCUGGUGUGAGCCCUCUGUUCCAGAAGACUUGGUGUUUCCCAUCUCAGUCUCCCCAGGACGAGCAGAAGGGAGCUGCGGAGCAAUAAAAAUUUAUGUUUUCAUCAAACCGGGCCAAGGAGAAUGGGGGUCCCGCACCCAAAAGAAUGAAGACCCGACAGAACAAGGACUCGAUGUCAAUGCGGAGUGGACGGAAGAAAGAGACUCCAGGGCCCCGAGAGGAGCUCAGGUCACGGGGUCGAGCUUCCCCCGGUGGCGUCAGCACCUCCAGCAGCGAUGGCAAAGCUGAGAAGUCCCGACAAGCGACAAAGAAAGGCCGGGUGGAGGAAUCCUGCACCCCCAAAGGCAGCAAGCAAGGACGAACGGAAGAGAUCUCGGAGAGCGAGGGGGAGGACAGCAAUGCUCCCAAAAAGACCAAAACCGAGGAGUUACCCUGUCCUCCAUCCCCUUCCGAUGUUGACAGCCUCGAUGGCCACAGCUUCAACGAUGAGAUGAGCAGCGACCCCCGGGACAUCGACCAGGAUAACAGGAGCACCUCGCCCAGUGUCUACAGCCCUGGCAGUGUGGAGAAUGACUCCGACUCCUCCUCCGUGCUGUCCCAGGGACCGUCUCACUCCUACCACCACCCUCCGCUCUUCCCCCAGAGCCCUCCAGUUGCCCCCCCUCCCGACAACCUGGCCCGUCCACCUGAGCCUGGCUUUGGUCUCCCAGGCGAGGUCCACCCCCAGGGCCCCCCUGUGGGCCCCUACCACUCCCAGCUGGAGGGCCAGGCCUCCCGAAUUUUCCAGGCUCAAGCCCCACAGACACCCACCUCCUCUUCUGCAGUUGCAGCCUCUUCUGCCACCCCCUCCUCCUCCUCUUCUUCCUCCUCCUCCUCCUCUUCUUCCUCCUCUACCCACGCUCCUCUCUAUCCCACGGCCAACGUAGUUCAGGUUGGGGCCAAAAUUGCCAGUGGCGCAGGGGGGCUCUCAGCAUCAGGGGGUCGCGAGCAGACCCUUGGCACCAAGCACAACCCGCCGCCCACCACCCCUAUCUCACUGGCAUCGGUGGUUGGGGGGCUGCCCCCUCAAAAGACGUCCCCAGUCAACCCUCCGGCUGCCCCCCCGGCCUCCGCGCCUUCCUUCCCCCACGUCUCCGCCAACCUGCCACCCCCGCCGGCCCUGCGCCCGCUCAACAACGUGGGGGCCGCCUCCAGCUCCCCGGGGAUGGCGGGGCAGGCUCUGAGCGGGCACCUCCCGUCCCCCCACGGCAUGGGGCAGGACAAGGCGCAGCCCCUGGCCCCCUCACGCUACCCCUACGCCCCUCCACCUCUGCCAACCUCCAGCUCCUCUGCCCAGUACCCCCAGCCCUCCCCAGCCCAGCCCCUGCCCAGUUACACGGCCUCCUACGGGCACUCCUUCCCCCCACCCAGCGGCCUCUCGGUGUCCAGCCAGCCCCCCAAGUACACCCAGCCCUCCCUGCCCUCCCAGCCCGUCUGGAGCCAGGGUCCACCCCCCUACAGCCGUCCCCUGGGCAAUGCCAGCUCCCACCCCGCUGCCUCCUUCCCCAGUCAGUCUCCCCAUCACCAGCAGCCGCCCCAGCAGCACCACCAUGGCCAUGGGAGUGGCGGGGGGGUCUCCCCAGCAGCAGCAGCAGCCCCCCCACAGUCCUCGGGGGGCUAUGCCCAUGCCCUAGAGUCCAACAGCCAUCACCCUUCUCAUGCCACGUAUGGGCUGCGCCUCUACCCUCCCCACAGCCAGGCCACUUACAGCCAGGCUCCCUCUGCCACUGCCCCUUCCUCCUCCUCCUCCUCUUCUUCCUCUUCCUCCUCCUCCUCUUCCUCCUCUUCCUCCACCUCUUCCCAGGGAAGCUACCCCGCCAUGUGCACUCACCCCCAGGGGCAGAGUCCUGCCACCUACACCUUCCCCCCACCACCACCCCCCUCCCCAGCCCACGGGGCUGGCCCUCCAGUCACCUCUGCGGCCACCACCCUCUCCACUGUCAUCGCCACCAUGGCCUCCCCCUCCACGGCCCCCUACAAGACCAUCUCACCCCCGGUGCCCCCCUCGGCCGUGGCCCCAUAUGGGAAGCGGGCGGCUUCCCCUGUCCCCACCUUCCAGCCCCCAGCGCCCUACAAGCCAGGCUCGCCCCCAGCCUCCUCGGCUGCCCCUUUCCGGGCAGCGACCCCUCCGGGCUACCGUGUGGCCUCCUCCCCCGUGGCUGGCGGCUACAAAGCCCCCUCGCCAGCCCCACCUGGCCCACCGCUGGCGGGGAGCAUGGCUGCCCCAGCCCCCCCGCCACCCCCGCUGCCGCUCAGUGCUGCCCAGAUCAAGCAGGAGCCGUCGGAGGAGUACGAGCCCCCUGAGAGCCCCGUGCCGCCCGCUCGCAGCCCCUCGCCACCCCCCAAGGUGGUGGACGUGCCAAGUCAUGCCAGCCAGUCGGCCAGGUUCAACAAGCACCUGGACCGCGGCUUCAACUCCUGCUCCCGCACAGACCUGUACUUCGUACCCCUGGACGGCUCCAAGCUGGCCAAGAAAAGGGCGGACUUGGUGGAGAAAGUGCGGAGAGAGGCCGAGCAGAAGGCGCGGGAAGAGAAGGAGCGGGAGCGGGAACGGGAGCGAGAGAAGGAACGGGAGCGGGAGAAGGAGCGGGAGCUGGAGAGGAGCGUGAAGAUGGCCCAGGAGGGUCGGCCAGUUGAGUGCUCGUCCCUCGGGCCUGUCCCCCACCGCCCCUCCUUUGAGCAGGGCAGUGCCGUGGCGACUGUGCCGCCCUACCUGGGCCCCGACACCCCGGCGCUCCGCACGCUCAGCGAAUACGCCCGGCCCCACGUCAUGUCUCCCAGCAACCGCAACCACCCUUUCUACGUGCCGCUGGGCGCUGUCGACCCGGGCCUGCUGGGCUACAACGUGCCGGCCAUCUACAGCAGCGACCCGGCCACGCGGGAGCGAGAGCUGAGGGAGAGGGAAGCCCGCGAGCGAGACCUGAGGGACCGCGACCUGCGCGAGCGCCUCAAGCCUGGGUUUGAAGUCAAGCCAGCCGAGCUGGAGCAGCUCCAUGCCGUGCCGGCUGCUGCCAUGGAUCCAUUCCCACGCCACGGCGGGCUGAGUCUGCAGACCGCCCCCGGCCUUCAUCCUGCCUUUCCCUUCCACCCAGGGUUGGGCCACUUGGAGCGGGAGAGGCUGGCGCUGGCAGCCGGCCCGACCCUGCGCCCCGACAUGUCCUACGCCGAGCGCUUGGCGGCCGAGCGCCAGCAUGCCGAGCGGGUGGCUGCUCUCAGCAACGACCCUCUGGCCCGGCUGCAGAUGCUCAAUGUGACACCUCAUCACCAUCAGCAUUCCCACAUCCACUCCCACCUCCACCUCCACCAGCAGGAUGCCAUACAUGCAGCCUCAGCCUCUGUUCACCCUCUUAUUGACCCGCUUGCCUCGGGAUCGCACCUCACUCGGAUACCGUACCCAGCUGGAACCAUCCCCAACCCUCUUCUCCCGCACCCCCUACAUGAGAACGAAGUGCUGCGCCACCAGCUUUUCGCUGCACCCUACAGGGACCUGCCGGGGUCUCUCUCUGCGCCCAUGUCAGCAGCACACCAGCUCCAGGCCAUGCACGCACAGUCAGCUGAGCUGCAGCGCCUGGCUCUGGAGCAGCAGCAGUGGCUUCACGCCCACCACCCUCUGCACGGAGUGCCGCUCCCCACGCAGGAGGAUUACUACAGUCACCUGAAGAAAGAAAGUGACAAACCCCUUUAAAUGGACUCCUACUGUCAACACGGCAUCCUCAUGUCUUUCUCUGAAGAGGAGCAAUCAAUCAACCAAAUCCUGGGGGAGGGGAAGCUGCGGAGUUACACAUCUUGAUCCUACCUUGCAGCAGACUGCAAGAGGAUGGGACGAAAGUGGAGGAUGGCAUCCUGGGAGCAGAAAGUGGAGAAAAGAAAACAGGGAGGGAUCGAAACACCAGUGACAGGCAUGAAAUGAUUGGCACAUGAUUUCAGCAUGGCUCUGAAGUGACUGAAACCAACGUCGUAAAGAGCCCCAAAAGACAAAGACUGGUGUGAAUUCAGAUUGCGGCAGCUCCAUCCUUUGUUUUGAGGGAACAGUUAAGUAAAAAGCGCAGAGCAUUGCAGGACUUCACGAUGCAAAACCCAGCAGAGCCUUUUUUCAAGACACCUCCCCCCCACACACACUUUAGAUGUAAGAUACUGCUUAGUGAUACAGAGAAACAAGGCGGAACUUUUCUAGUGUGGCUUCCGAAUCUCCGAGAUCCCUUCAGAUGCAAACACGGCAUUACUGGACCCCUUCAAAAACGGCUUCUCUUGCCUGGUGCCAAGGCCUGGGUCCCGGCCAGCUGGGUGCAAAGCACCAUGAGACUUGCCUGCAAGGUGUAGGCCGCCUUCCCACACCUCGCGGGGACGGACGCGGCCACGAGGUGCGAAGCACCGCCGGACUCGUCAAGCAGCCACCACCUCCGUACCCUGCCAGCCCCACCGGGAGCGCCGAUGGGGGCCGCGUGGUCGCACCCCGGGACCGUCCCACCCCGGGGCCGCGGCGGCCCCCUUGCCCCUCGCCCCCCUUCUCCUCGGUGUACUUUAAGUCAUGCACAUCCUGUUAUAGACGUGGCAGUUUUAUGUAGCAACUUGUGACCCCCCCCCUCCCCUUGCCCCCGCGUGCGUGUCCGACCUCACGGUUGUAUAACCCGACCGGCCCCCGUAUAUAUAUAUAUAUAUAUAUUUACUUAUCCAUUAAACGGAAGGAGAAAACCAA
Molecule: messenger RNA, 4849 nt
Organism: Oxyura jamaicensis (ruddy duck)
Lineage: Eukaryota; Metazoa; Chordata; Aves; Anseriformes; Anatidae
Gene: ATN1
Product: atrophin 1
Exons: 10
Coding region: 209-3838 (1209 amino acids)
Cellular component (GO): nucleus
Molecular function (GO): transcription corepressor activity
Source: RefSeq, a predicted model, not a curated record